AGCCCAAAAGGCGAAACAAACCCACACUAUGCUCUUGUUGUGGUCGUCUUCCCUUUUCCGACGACGAUGAAAGGGAAAGGGAAGCAGGUCGUCGGAAAAGUUGCGGCCUCGGCCGCUUCUUCCUCUUCCGUGAAGAGGAAGACAGCGGCGUCAGAGAACCCCGGCGGCUGCCGUAAGAGGCGUCGGCGACCUGGGGUUCUCCAGUUCUUCGACGAUGCGGCCGUCGAUGCCGAUUCUGACUGCGAUAACAAGGAGGAAAGCGAGGUGGAUGAAAAAAUUACCGAUCUAGUAGAUUUCGCUGAUGAUGGAAAAUAUGAGAAUAAAAAAAUUACUGGAGAUGGACAGUCCCAUCAUCUUCCUUUUUUCGUGAAAGAGGAGCUGAGUGGUGAUGAACUAGAAGAACUAAUCAAUGAUAGAUAUGCCCAUGGUUCAGAGCAUGUGACAUACAAUGAUGAUUCUGCUGAAUGUGAUGUCAAGGCCUCAGAAGCAGAUGGAAUGAAGGAUGUGAUCAUUUGGAAAGUCAAAUGCAUGGUUGGACGUGAACGACAGAUGACCUUCUGCUUCAUGCAAAAGUAUGUUGAGUUGGAAAACUUGGGAACGAAACUGCAGAUUUCUUCUGUGUUUGCUCUUGAGCAUGUCAAAGGUUAUGUUUUUGUUGAAGCUGAUAAACUAUAUGAUGUUAUUGAGGCAUGCAAAGGGUUUUGUAGCGUAUAUUCAAGCAGAAUCAAUAUUGUCCCAAGAAGUGAAGUUCCACACUUGCUUGCUAUUCGGAACAAAUUACCUGAAGUAUGUACUGGAAAGUUGGUUCGUUUGAAAAGUGGAAAAUACAAAGGGGACUUGGCACAGGUUGUGGCAGUUGAUGAUGGACAGAAACAAUUAACUAUUAAGUUGGUUCCUAGAAUUGAUUUACAAGCUAUUGCCAAAAAAUUUGGUGGUGGGAUAUCAUUGAAGCUUGCUGCUGUUCCUGCACCACGUUUGAUAAGCUCUCAUGAACUCGAGUCCUUCAGACCUCAUAUUGAAGUCAAGCGUGAUCGGCUGACUGGAGAACUUUUUGAGGUGCUUGACGGCAUGAUGCUGAAGGAUGGUUACUUGUUCAAAAAGGUUUCCACUGGAUCUGUAAUAUUCUCUGGGGUCCAGCCAUCAAGUAGUGAGCUUUUAAUGUUCUCUGAUGUGACUAAUAAUAUGGUUGAAGACUUAAACUGGGUUUCAAGCAUUUACAAUGCUCGUAAGAAAAAGCCGGGAGCUGAAAUAUUGGAUGAUGAAGUGUCAGUUGUCACAAAAAAUGAUUACGGUCUUCAUGAUCUUGUCUUGUUUGGGCAGAAGCAUUAUGGUGUUAUUAUUGCUGUUGAGAAGGACUGUUUCAAGAUAUUGAAAGGUGACAUAGAGGGAGAAAAUGUGGUCACAGUUAAGAUUCAGGACAUAAAGAACUCAUGUGUGGAUAAAAUGUUCACGGCUUUGGAUUGGAAGAAGACAACCAUAUUCAUUAAUGACAUUGUCAAAAUUUUGGCAGGGCCAUUGCAGGGUAGAGAAGGAGUUGUGAAACAUAUGUACAAGGGCACACUCUUUAUUCAUGCUGAAUAUGAAACCAAAAAUAGUGGUUUCUUUUCUGUGAAAUCCGUGUCAUGUGAGAAAGUGAAAGAGUCGAAGAAUUCCUAUGGUGUAAAGGCUGGAAAGGGAAAAGAAGCAAACACUUCAUUCUCUCAAUCACCUAUAAGAACAUUUGACCGAGAAAACAAUGCUCAUGGCUCCACCCGUCGUGGCCAAAGUGAUAAUGAGCAAAUGUUCUCAAUUGGCCAGACAUUGAGGAUCCGAGAAGGUCCACUGAAAGGGUACCUGUGCCGUGUGGUAGGCAUCUACCGCUCUGAUGUCACAGUUAAGCUGGAUUCUUUAGUGAAGCUUAUAACAGUUAAGGACAAAUCUCUAGCAGUGCCGAAAAUAAAAGGAGAUAAUGCAACUGGAUCAUCUGAUCAAGCUACUAUAUCCUCUGAUCACUUUGGAUUGUCCACAGCUUGUCCAUCAUUUGGAGAAACAUCAACACCAGCAGAGAAAAGUUCAUGGGACUCUGUGAUGCCAUCAUUUGGCAGGGAUUCUUGGCAACCUUUUUCUUCCUCCAAUUCAUCAGUUGCUUGUAACAAUGAGAAUCAAACAGAUCAUGGAAAUGAGGCUGAUCCUUGGAGUAAUAUGGCAACAGCCACUGGUAAACAGACCUCAGGUGGUUCCAUUGAGAUCACGGAUGGUUGGGGUCUAGGACUUGGAGCUGAUCCUUGGAACAAGGUGACAUAUGCUAAUAGAACUGAUGCACCUACUUCUGAUGGAGCCAUAGGUGGAUGGGGUAAUUCAUCCAAUUCAGGUUUGCUGGAGAAGGCUUCCAGUGGUGCUGGAGAUCAAGCUGGAAGUAGUGAAAUAAAAUCAUAUGAUUGGAGUAACAAAGCUGCAGUUGUUCUGAGGAAUGAUGUGGAUGGAUGGGAGAAAUCAAAAACUUCCGUAGAUGAUGCUGGAGGAAUCUGGGAUAAUGAGAGUGUUAAAAAGAGUAAUGCAUGUUCUUGGGACAGUGAAGGAAUAGGAAAAAUGAGUAAAAAAGAAGAUGCAUGGGACAAAACUGCAAAAUCUCAAGAGAAAAGCAAUGACAACUGGGAUGUUGCUGCUAUUGGUCAGACUCAAUCAAACAAUAAUACAUGUUCUUGGGACAAUAAAGAAGGCAAAAUAAGUACUGAGGAUGAUGCUUGGCAAAAAGCUGCAAAAUUGCAAGAUACAAACAAUAACAGCUGUGAUGCUGUUGCCAUUGGCGGGUCCCAUUCUAUUCAAAACCAUGGAUGUGAGGUUGGUGACUGGGAUAAUGCAAAGAGUCCAUCUGCUAGUCUAUCUGGUUAUCGUGUCAAAGCAAAAGAGAAUGACAAAGCUGUAAUUGGCAGAUUAAGCAGAGCAGGAGUUUCUGGCCAAAGUCAGAAUUGUCUAGGGGACAAUCGAAUGUCACCCAAAGGAAAUUAUGAUUUCAACUGGAACAAAGGAAAAGACUGUGAAGGAGCUGAUGCAAAUACUCGGAUGAACUCAGAAAAACCUAGAGAAUUACAACAUGUUGGUGGUCUAGGUGCAACUGAUAAUGAUAGAUCCCAGGACAGCUGGAGUAAGAACCAUAACUGGGGUCAAACUUCUAGUUUGGAAAGAGAAAGGGAACAAGAUAAUGGACAUAGGAACCAUGAUAACAACUGGAGCCGGCAAAACGAAUUUAAUGUGUUUAGAGGAAGUAGUUGGGAAAGAGGAAGGGGAUUCCAUGGAGUAAGUGGAUGUAUGAAGCAUGAUGCAGGAGAUCAAGAGUGGUUAUCUGGUAGGGGAGGAGGUAGAGAUGAAGGCAGAGGCAAGGCCAGGGGACAUUCUGGUGAAGCUGGAGGUAAUAGGGAUGGUCUUAGUGACACGAGAUCUGUUGGGCAAGUUUGCAAUUGGGAUAAGGGCCAUGGUGCGAUUGAAACUUCAGAUUGGAAGAACCAGCAAAGUUCUGUGGAUUCGUUGUCUAAUUGGGAAAAUGAUAAAAAUGCUGACUGGCAUAAAUUGAGAAAUUGUAAUCAAAAUGAAUCAUUGGGAAAAACUGGUCAAAUGCAUUCCUGGAGCAAAAAUAAAUCUUUAGCUGGCCAGUCCUUGUCUGGUUGGAGCAGCUUCUCACAAGAUGCUGAUGCAAAAAAGGAUGCCAAAGGUGUGGAUGAUGCUUCUUGUUGGGAGAAGGGAACAAGUUUACCUGAGGGAAGCAGCAACUGGGAAAAAUCUCAUGCUGGGGAACAAUUUGAGUUGAGUAAUGAUGACAAAAACAAGUGGAGCACUACAACUACAUCUGGAUGGGUAGGUGAUUCUUUAAAAAAUGUACCUGCGGCUCCGGAAAAUUUGCAUAUAUCCAUUUGUAGAAGGUUCAUUGGGGACAAUCAGGACAUGUCCAUUGUAAGUGAUGGUAAUAAGCCUGGUUGGGAUAAAUUGUCAUCCAGUGAUGAAGGUAAGGCUGCAGGUGGAUAUGAAUGGGACAGCAUGAAAGCUUCAGGUGCAAAACAAGUCUCUGGCUGGUGUGGCUGGACUGACCAUGCUUCGGAAGUAAAAGCUUAUGAGAAAACAAUUAGAGGAGCUUGGGAUGGACCGAGAGCUGAUGAGUCUUGCAAAAAUUCAACCGGUGCUGGUAUAAAUAGCUGGGAGGUAGCUGUAAGAAGUGAUGAAAAAGCAAGAGGUGUCAUUUUGGACAAGUCAUGUGAUUGGACUCAUUCUGAGGUUAGCAGUGGAAAUGUAGAUGCUUGGGACAUGGAGGGAAAAAAGAGAACUGCAGAUGGCAAUUGGGACACAACUACUAAUUCUCAAAGGGAGAAGACUGAUGAAGGUAAUAAUUGGGGUGAUAAUUCAAAAGAAAGUAAAGAAGAUUUCACAGUUCAAGGUGGAUAUCAAACUGACAGCAGGAAUGGUGCUGUUCUACAUUCUACACAACCAGGAACGGAACAUUCUGGCCAAGUUAGCAGUUGGGAAAGAACAACGAAUUCUUGGUCUGGUCAGUCUGGUCAGUGGAAGGAUAGACAGUCAAAUGAUUCGAAAGAUUGGAAACAAGGAGGAUCCAAGCAAAGUGAAAAUGAUACAUGGUACGGGCGAAAAUCAUCUGGUGAAGAAUUUGGGAAAGGUGAUCAGGUUGACAGAUGGAGCAAACCUAGAGAAGGGGGUCAUGGGUUCGGUAGAGGAAGAGGUGGAGGACAAAAUAGCUGGGACAGUGGUAGCUGGAAUAAAGAAAUGGAUCAUGUUGGUAAUCAAAGAUCUGGUUGGGGAAGAGGAAGGGGAGGAAAUAAUGAGGCUGAUGGUGAAAAGCAAUGCAAAUGGAACAAGCAGAGAGAUUUUAGUGAAGACAGGGGAUCUAGUUGGGUAAGAGGAAGAGGCCGAUUCGGAACAAGAGAUAAAAGUCAAGGUGACAAUUCCGAUGGGCCACCCAACCAGCAAGGCAGAUGGUCUGGAAGCAGAAGAGGUUGGGGGCGUAACAGUGGUUAUAAUUUUGAUGGUGGAUGGCAUUUUAGUCAUGGUGGCGGUAGGGGUCCUGGUCACAGCAGUUUUUUCUCAUCUGAUAUGAAGGAUGACAGGGAGAGCUGUGGUGAUGGAUCAUUACCUAGAAAUUCUGUAUCGAGUUGGGGCAGCAACGAAAACACUGGUUGGGAAAAGUCCAAAGACCAUGCAAAUUCCGAAUGCGGAGGAAAAACUAAUCAACAACAUGAUUGGAGCAAGGGAAAAUCUCAUGAUGGUGACUCAUCUGGCUGCAGUAAAAGGUCGUCAAACUGGAGCAAAGAUGAAGCAGAUGUUGGAGAAGAGAACUGGGCCAGGACCAAGGAAUUUGGUGUUGUUCAAUCUUCAUCUUGGAAUAAAUGGUCCACGAAUACUGAAGAUAUUGGUGAGGCAUCUGGUAUAUGCAGAAAUUCCAAAGAUGCACAAGCUGCCGGUGAUCAAGGGUGCAGUUGGGACAAAGCAGCUGUGUCUUGGGACGAGCACUAACAACGAAGGAUGUGGAAGCAAGGGAGGAUAGUAAUAUGUAUUUUUGGUUUGUACAUAUAUCUGAAUUAUGCUGAUAAAUCAUGUAAAUUUCCGUUCAAUUGUCUGCUGUCCUGAACCUAGCUUGUUGGACUGUUUCUGGACUUCAAAUGUGGUCUUAUUGGCAUCUAGACUUCUUUGAAAAGCUUGUCUAAAAUCAUCUUUUAUGGUAGCA
Molecule: messenger RNA, 5707 nt
Organism: Musa acuminata subsp. malaccensis (wild Malaysian banana)
Lineage: Eukaryota; Viridiplantae; Streptophyta; Magnoliopsida; Zingiberales; Musaceae
Product: protein RNA-directed DNA methylation 3
Biological process (GO): regulation of transcription by RNA polymerase II; transcription elongation by RNA polymerase II; regulation of DNA-templated transcription elongation
Cellular component (GO): DSIF complex
Molecular function (GO): mRNA binding
Source: RefSeq, a predicted model, not a curated record